UUCAGGUGAGCGGGUCAGGGGCGCCCCCAGGAGUCGAAGGCGGCACUCAAGUGUAUCGGGAGAAACGCGGCUGGCAGGAGCACUACCGCAGCAGCCCGCGGCAACCGGAGUCAGCUUCACUAGAACAUAUGCUCGGAUCGCUCCGGGCAGACAUGAGCCGCCAAGGAGUACAGACCCCGCAGAAGGGAUGCUGCAACGCUUGCGAGAAGCCCAUCGUCGGACAGGUCAUCACGGCGCUGGGCCGCACCUGGCACCCCGAGCACUUCACGUGCGCGCACUGCAACCAGGAGCUCGGCACGAGGAACUUCUUCGAGCGCGACGGCCGGCCCUACUGCGAGCCCGACUACCACAACCUGUUCUCGCCGAGAUGCGCCUACUGCAACGGACCUAUCCUCGAUAAAUGCGUGACGGCGCUGGAGAAGACCUGGCAUACAGAGCAUUUCUUCUGCGCUCAGUGUGGCCAGCAGUUCGGCGAAGAAGGCUUCCACGAAAGGGACGGCAAGCCGUACUGCCGCGCCGACUACUUCGACAUGUUCGCGCCGAAAUGUGGCGGCUGCAACAAACCCAUCAUGGAAAACUAUAUUUCCGCCCUCAAUACUCAGUGGCACCCAGACUGCUUCGUGUGCAAGGAUUGCUCGAACCCGGUAAAAGGUAAAACGUUUUAUGCCAUGGAAGGAAAGCCGGUAUGCCCAAAAUGCGUCGGAGUCGAUGAGGAAGAAUAAUGUAUGACAAAAUGCAAUGCCCCCAAAAUGGAUGCCCUCCCCAAUAUUUUUUUACAGCUAUGAUAGCCCAAAGGCUAAUACACACAGAUGAAUAUAAACAUGACACGAAACACAGAUGUUACUCUGACGCAACACGCACACACAAUGUAACAUAGUAUUAGUAUACGUAAUAGGGAAUAAUAUUAUAUUAUUGUAAUAUAUUUUUGUAUUAUUAUUGUAAUGUUAAGAU
Zerene cesonia (dogface butterfly) is the source of this 951-nucleotide messenger RNA. Its product is annotated as paxillin. Gene Ontology annotation, cellular component: cytoplasm; focal adhesion; cell-cell junction. Gene Ontology annotation, biological process: cell-cell adhesion; positive regulation of substrate adhesion-dependent cell spreading; positive regulation of integrin-mediated signaling pathway. NCBI's taxonomy places the organism in Eukaryota, Metazoa, Arthropoda, Insecta, Lepidoptera, Pieridae. The record is from RefSeq and is a predicted model, not a curated record. The transcript has 4 exons. Bases 129 to 722 code for a protein of 197 amino acids.